AUGCCCGGCUACAAGGAAGCUAGCUACACAACAACAACAACCAUUCAAAAAACAUUUACAAACACCCUUGCCGAACGGCAAGGGUUAUGUGGCAACAACAUGGAGGAUUCCAUGAACAACAUCUCACCUCAAAAACUGCUCAAGGCACCCGCUAGCCGAAUCUGCCCAACAGCCCAGCUCUUGCUAAAACUCACGGUAAUCAGCUCAAGUGGCCAGCCCCUCAAGUCUCUGCAAAACCCACCUGCUGAAUGUGAUCUAGACACCCACAACAGCAAAGUUCAGCGAAUCAAGCCUAGCUCCUAG
Prunus armeniaca (apricot) is the source of this 303-nucleotide messenger RNA. Lineage: Eukaryota; Viridiplantae; Streptophyta; Magnoliopsida; Rosales; Rosaceae. The record is from the annotation of a GenBank genome assembly.